AUGGGCAAGGAGGCCAAGUUCAUGCUGCACGUCGUGGGCCAAGGGUCUGCCGGAGAUCCCCAGUUUGCCGUUCGAGACGAAAUCGUCUCCAUGCUGCUUCUUUGUAGGCCUGCUUACUUGCUUCACCUCCUACACUUGGCCAUCACGAACCCCCGGACAGUCGAUCCAUCUUUCGUGUUGUUCGAAGACAUGAAGCCGGGUGCCACAAAGCUCUUGCACAGCAUCAUCAAGCACCUCGCAGAUGCAUGCCAAGCCAUGGGAAACAGCAAGCCAACACAGGCGGCGGCAACCGACACAGCGGAACCUGAAACGAUGCAGGCACAGUUGACGAAGUACAUCAUGAGAAUCGAAGCCCAGUUUGCAUUCAGUCACGGGCCGUCUGCAACAGUUGAGUGGCCUCAGAUGUGGGCCAAGAUACUGACGGUUGCAGUGCAACGUGGCAUGAAGCCAGUUUUUGGUGCAGUAGAUUUUGAGUCCGAGCAGGACAAGGACAAAAAGGAUGAGGAUGAUGCCACCAGUAAGAUGGACCAGAUCGUUGAGGCCAACUUGAUCAAGUGGCUGCCAUCCGUGAAAUCAGUUUGUCCCAAGAACAAGAAUGCCAGAGGUGCAAGCUUGCCGUUUGUUCGUGGUGAUCCUCAAUCGCCGACGACAGCCAAAGUGAAGUCCGAGCCGACAGAAUCGACGGAACCCCAGGCAAGCAAAGGUGAUGCUGAUGCUCCCUCGGGCACCGUUGCAGGGAAACCCCAGGCAGAACAGUGCCUCAUGCCGACCUUCAAUGAGAUUUACCUCAUGCACGAUUUGCCGGACAUCAAGGUUCAUGAUGUUGAUGUGCGGGACGUUGUGGCCAUCCGCUCCCAAAUCGAGCUGUUCAUCAUGUCUUGGGCAAAGCAAAAUUCCAGUUCAGAGCUUCUUUCGGCACUGGUUGUUGAUGCGAAGGGGAACACGCUGAUGCCGGAAGCGGUCGUGAACGCAUCCAUGGAGAGUACUACGUUGUGGGGUUUCGGCACGGUGUCGACGGAACCAGGAAGCAAGUCGUUGAAGGUGGCACGUUGCAACUUUGGCAACAACGCCGUCCCGGUGGACUACUUUCUGCAUUACGAAGGGUUCAGCAAGCCCACGAGCCUGGUUCCAUGCGCAGUAUGGAUGAUCAAGGCCGGCUUCGAAGAAAAGAAGGCAAUGUUCGCCUCCCAGAUCGAAGACAUGGUGCGUGACUUCUCCGACGCGUCUGGGAACAAAGUCACAGUCCACCUGCAGAUGCCAGCACUCCGCUUCCGCCCAGAGGCUGUGAAGAAGCUCGUGGCGGCGAAGGAGACAGGUACUUCCACCGUGUCUGAGCACUUGUGCUCCCGCACAAGCUUCUCGCACGAGAAAAGUGGCCCACAGCGAUCAACCGCCGGCAAAUUCAAGACAAAGUCUGCGCAGGUCUUGGGUGGGCAAGCGUUCAAGACCAUGACCGGAGUCGUAAAGACAGAAGCCGAGGGCCAUGACGAGGACGAUGGCCUGGGCGCCUUGCUGAUGACCUUGAAUGCUCCGAAGCAUUGCAAGUUCCUGCUGCGAUGA
Molecule: messenger RNA, 1560 nt
Organism: Symbiodinium sp. CCMP2592
Lineage: Eukaryota; Dinophyceae; Suessiales; Symbiodiniaceae
Source: the annotation of a GenBank genome assembly